AUACGAAUUUGUGAUGAAAACAAACGUCAACAUGAUUUGAUCUGUAGUUUACAUUUUGCAGAACCAAUUUGUAAUUUAUGAAUAUAUAGUAGAACUAGAGUAAUGAGAAGAAUACAGAAAUCAAAAUCUUUACAAAAGCCGCCUCAACUAGUGGCGCCCCGUAAGGAAACCCCGGAAAAUGAGGCGCAAAUGGAGUUGGAACUUUGUUGGUGUGUGCAACAAUUGGAGAAUGCACUUAAUUCGAAUAAGCUAUCCCAGAAAGUUGCUGCUGAUACCGUGAAGAAUUUAAGAGUACUUAAAAGUUCAACUGCCCCGUUUGUUAAGAAGCGUCAAGUAAUGAAGGCGGCGUUGGGCGACUACCGUGGAAAAAUGCUGGAGGAAGAGGAAAAGAUAGCAUUGGCUGCCAAACAAAUUAAAUUCACGCAAACAAUUGAAGCGAACAAGAAGUCCAGUUUCCUCAAAAAAUCCGCUAUAAUGCAAACGGAUAAAGAAUUUCGCUUCAAUUUCUUACCUCCACAAACAGAUAAUACAUCUGAAACACCUAAAAUCGAUGUUAAGAACACAACGGCUUCGGAGAUUGAGCAUGAAAGUAGCGCAUUUAUAAGCAAAGACCUAAAUCUAUAUACUGAGAAUUGCUUUAAAUUUAACUUUGUAAUAGAUGAAAAAAAUGAUGAUUUAAAUUUGAAUGGAUUGUCCAUUAAAUGUUAAAAAUAAUAUAAGUAACUGCAUCGAAUUGUAUGUAUAGUAUAUGUAAUAAGAGAACAUGGUAUAUUAUUUCUUGGAAAAGGUGUAGUAUCUUCAUUUCGGAUCACUACGACAACGGAUAGUUGGCCGCAUUUUCGAACAGUCUGUCUAAUUACUAGAAAGUGUUUGAGUAUGUAUGAGGUCGAGCAUUUUCGAGUGAAACUUCUGUUUUUGUUUUUUUUUUUUAAUUUCUUUAAGUUUUACAAAUUAU
Molecule: messenger RNA, 955 nt
Organism: Anastrepha ludens (Mexican fruit fly)
Lineage: Eukaryota; Metazoa; Arthropoda; Insecta; Diptera; Tephritidae
Product: UPF0488 protein CG14286-like
Exons: 3
Coding region: 103-708 (201 amino acids)
Source: RefSeq, a predicted model, not a curated record